ACGGAGAAGGGGCCAGAGUGCACAAGAGAGGUGAAUACGAAGUGUUUGAGUUGGAGACGGAACUACGGCACUUGCAGCAUGUUUCCGCGCUUCUCCACAGGCUUACUGAACGAGAGACCCCUUAACUAGCACUCCUUGAGUUUGCGCAGCCCUGGACAUAUUACGUGGGCUGUCUGCACGCACCCCUUGCGCGCAUCUCUGUCGUCUUCAACUUGCUUUUACGCUCAAACAUUGGUGUGAACCCUACACCGUUCUGUUCAAUAAUUUGACAACACAUUUACGUUCCCUUCACAACAACCUCUUCCAUUCUCGUCACUCCCUGCAGCCUUUUUGGUCUAUUGCUGGGCGCUUCAUUUUCGCCGCUGACGGUUCUCGACAUCGCAUUGCACCCCUGCUCACCUUUCAAUCACAUUCAUCAUGAGGUUACGACAGCCACGGCCGCACACUUUGCUCCUCCUCCUACCCGCAUUACGAGUUCUUGCCACAUCCGUCGCAGUAGAUACAUCGGACGACAGGCUGCCCGCGCGGGCCGUCGUACCUGCCUACACCCAAGCUACCUAUUCGCCUGAUGCCUCACUUGCCCCGACAGCUCCUGCGAAAGGCACCAAAGAUGCACCGUUCGACGGACUCGAUGGCAAGCCGCAUGCUGGGCCAUACGUGGACGACGACCCGAAAUACAAAGGGAAGAAAGCCCCCAAUGUUGUAGAAGAUCUUGGAUCGGCAAAGAAGCCUGGCGCUUCUUCAGAAACUGUUCUGGUAGACGACGUGAAAGAUGGCGACAAGAGCGUCAUGCAAGAUCCCGCGCGCAAACCGGCCACGGGCACCACUGGCACCGAGGGCGGAGUGUCAGCAAAGGACAAGGAGCGAUUGGCACACGAGGAGAAGACGGGCGAGAAGAAGGAAAUGGUUCCCGCGUCACCAAAGGAGGCACAUCCGCAUCCUGCUGACCAGAAGCAAUUGGGCGGAGAGGCAGUAGAGACCGCGAGCACCACUCGUGUGCUCGGUGCUGGUGGGCUUGAGAAACCCACCGAUCUUCCCGACUCCAUCCAUGACAAUCCGCUUCCUGUGCCAGGCUCCGUUUCCACAAAGGAUCCUCUAGACACCACCCCGCCCAAGACCCCCUCUUCCACACUUGACGAUGUCGACGCCGGCGCCGUACAGCCUUUCCAUUCCUUUAUACUCGCUUUCACCAUGAUCAUCUUCUCAGAGAUCGGAGACAAGACAUUCCUCGUUGCAGCCCUCAUGGCUAUGCGACACCCCCGCCUCCUCGUCUUCUCUGCUGCUUUCUCGGCUCUCGUCGUCAUGACAGUCCUCUCUGCCGUGAUGGGCCACGCCGUCCCCGCACUCCUCUCGGAACGCUUCACCCACUUCGCGGCCGCCGCUCUCUUCCUCGUAUUCGGUGUCAAGCUUAUAAGAGAGGGUCUUGCCAUGAGCCCAGACGACGGUGUGGGCGAGGAGAUGGCCGAGGUCGAGCAGGAACUCGAAGAGAAGGAACAGCUUGCCCGACACCAGAAGGGCCGGAAGUCCUCCAUUUCUCCCUACGCCCUAGAGUCUGGUCUUGGUUCACGACGCUCACGAUCCAACUCGCGACUUCCUGCCCCCGCACGUAGCCCUUCUACUUCGCCUGAUCGAUCGCCGUCGCCGCGCGGAGGCUCUUUGGGCGGUACUCUGGGCGCUGUUAACAACCUCUUCUCUCUUCUUCUCAGCCCUGCUUGGGUACAGACGUUUGUGAUGACAUUCCUUGGAGAGUGGGGUGACCGCAGUCAGAUUGCGACUGUUGCCAUGGCCGCUGGUUCUGACUACUGGUGGGUCACUGCCGGCGCUGUAGUUGGCCAUGGGCUGUGUACUGCAGGUGCGGUCAUUGGUGGCCGUGCUAUUGCCGGAAAGAUCAGUAUGCGCAAUGUCACGCUUGGUGGUGCUAUUGCUUUCCUCAUCUUCGGCAUCAUCUACACGUUCGAAGCUUUCUACUCCUAAGCAAGAUGCACACUUCCAGCAUUGCACGGCGCGUUUGGUGGGCGGAAGUACAGAUCCUGGACGGUAUUAAAUCAAACCAUUUCUAUUCUAUGUGAUUUCACUUUGUAAUUUUAAUUGUACCUUAAAACCUACAUGGCACGACUGGUAACGGUCAACGGCGUUCUCUCAACUGCAUAGAGCAGAGGACGAGGUACAAUAGAUCUCUCACACACUUG
Alternaria alternata is the source of this 2189-nucleotide messenger RNA. Its product is annotated as transmembrane protein PFT27. NCBI's taxonomy places the organism in Eukaryota, Fungi, Ascomycota, Dothideomycetes, Pleosporales, Pleosporaceae. Gene Ontology annotation, biological process: Golgi calcium ion homeostasis; calcium ion transmembrane transport; manganese ion transmembrane transport. Gene Ontology annotation, molecular function: calcium ion transmembrane transporter activity; manganese ion transmembrane transporter activity. The coding region runs from base 418 to 1974 and encodes 518 amino acids. The transcript is spliced from 3 exons. The record is from RefSeq and is a predicted model, not a curated record. Gene Ontology annotation, cellular component: fungal-type vacuole membrane; Golgi apparatus.